UGCAGGUUUCGAUGUGAUUAUAAAUACUUUGAAAGUAUUAACGGAUAUUUGAAGUAUCAAGAAAUACCAGCCAAUUGGCAUGAAGCCAGACUCAGAUGUCAUCUGGAAGGUACAAAGCUAGCUUCUCCUCUGCAUGACAGUUUCAGGGAAGCAAUGUUGGAGCUAUCAAACAUCAGUAGUUCUGUAUUUACGGGUAUUCAUAGUACGUUCUCUAGAGGCGACUACUUUUCAGUUGAAGGUGUUCCUCUUGCCAAGAUCCCUCACACCUGGGCCAUGGGCGAACCCGACAACGAGAAUGACGAAGAACAAUGCUUAGUAAUGCUCGCUGAUGGCACUUUUGCUGAUAUGAAAUGUUCAAAGGCUUUUCCGUACUUAUGUUAUAAGAAGGUUACUCCGGGCAUGUCUAUGACUGAAUGCGGUACACCGGAUCCAUCCUACGUUCUGGACAAAAGAACCGGUAGUUGUUACAAGUUCCACCAGUUCCCUCGUACCUGGUCUCGAGCUUACAUGACCUGUGCUGCCGAAGGUGGAUACCUUGUAGUCAUCAACAGUGAAGUCGAGGCAAAAGCGAUGAGUGAAUUAUUUAGAAAAAUGGGACAUAGUAUUCCUAACAAUGGUGCGUACGAGACUAUAAGCGCCCAUAUUGGGUUCCAUGAUUGGGACGAACAUGGAGAAUGGGUUACUAUUCACGGGGACACACUUAUAGAUGCAGGAUACAGCAAAUUCUCUGGUGGAGAGCCCAACAACUUGAGCACUGAAUUCUGUGGAGGGCUAUUCCGAUCUGGUUAUCUCGAUGACUUCUGGUGCCACCGUCGAGGGCAAUUCAUUUGUGAAAAGGAUCCUGAGUUUUUGACUUGUGACGAAGAACAAUAAUUUUUGGAUUUUUAUUUUGGAUUGAGCCCCAUUUGUUAGCAAACUGCACCAUAACAGAGUCCAUAUAUUUUGUAUAAUAUAAUAUAUAAAAAAAUAUUAACCCCUGGGAUAUUGUCCGAACAAUUGAAAUUGGAGCAUGCUCCGUAUGAAACUUAUUUUUGAAUUCCUUACUAGUCGGGUCCAAUACUUCAGCUUAUGUUAUUAUAUGUGUCACAAGAAUAAAGAAUAUGAUGACCUUUUUUUUAAAAAAAAACCGAUCUUAAUAGGUUUGCUUAUCGGUUUUUUUAUUGGAAUUACAUCUAUUUGCCAAGUUUUAUUGACAUCGGUUAACGAUAAGAGCGCAAAACCAGAUUCAUCUCUAGUUUGGCACCCUUAGAAGUGGAAUAUUUCCUUUAAAUUGAAAUGGGACCAAUACUGAGAUCUUUAAAAAAAAGACUCAUAAAAUCGGUUCGCGAGUAAUCAUGUAAAAUACACCCAAAAAAAAUGCAAUCGAAUUAGGAACCGCCUCCUUUCUGUAUUA
Messenger RNA from Hyposmocoma kahamanoa, 1393 nucleotides. RefSeq names its product hemolymph lipopolysaccharide-binding protein. NCBI's taxonomy places the organism in Eukaryota, Metazoa, Arthropoda, Insecta, Lepidoptera, Cosmopterigidae. Bases 154 to 873 code for a protein of 239 amino acids. The record is from RefSeq and is a predicted model, not a curated record. The transcript is spliced from 5 exons.